Messenger RNA from Bacillus rossius redtenbacheri, 1737 nucleotides. RefSeq names its product cytosolic Fe-S cluster assembly factor NUBP2 homolog (gene Nubp2). Gene Ontology annotation, molecular function: 4 iron, 4 sulfur cluster binding; ATP binding; ATP-dependent FeS chaperone activity. Lineage: Eukaryota; Metazoa; Arthropoda; Insecta; Phasmatodea; Bacillidae. The record is from RefSeq and is a predicted model, not a curated record. The coding region runs from base 231 to 1007 and encodes 258 amino acids. The transcript is spliced from 6 exons. Gene Ontology annotation, biological process: iron-sulfur cluster assembly. Gene Ontology annotation, cellular component: cytosol.
AAACCUUUACGGCGUCUUUUGAUUAUGUCAUAAAAUUUGGCGGAUUUUGGAAGGAAAUACAUAGAUAUUUUUGAGACUAAUAUUGGUGUACUAUUAUUUACUUGAUGAUUUAGUCUAUGAUUGGGUUAUCUUAUUCAAACUGUAAACACGGCGUACGAAUACGAAAGAUAAUUCCAAAUAUUCUAAAUUUCAAAGACAACAGGUUGUUGUUGAAGUAACAAGUAGGCAAAAUGUUGGACGGUGUUAAGCACGUUAUCUUGAUACUGUCAGGGAAAGGUGGUGUUGGUAAAUCAACCAUAAGCACCCAACUAGCCCUCGCGCUGAAAGAUUCCGGUUACAAGGUGGGGCUACUGGACGUGGACCUGUGCGGUCCCAGCGUGCCGUACCUGCUGCAGUUGGAGGGCCGCGACGUGCACCAGUGUCCCGAGGGCUGGGUGCCGAUCUACGCGGACAAAGACCAGCGGCUGGCCGUCAUGUCCAUCGGCUUCCUGCUGAAGGACAGGAACGACGGGGUCGUCUGGCGCGGCCCCAAGAAGACAGCGAUGAUCAAGCAGUUUCUGAGCGACGUGUACUGGCGGGACAUUGACUACCUCGUCAUCGACACGCCCCCCGGAACGUCCGACGAGCACAUAACCGUCAUGGAGAACGUCAGGGACCUGAACUGCGACGGGGCAGUGGUGGUGACGACGCCCCAGGAAGUGGCCAUCGACGACGUGCGCAAGGAGCUGACGUUCUGCCGCAAGACGGGCAUCCCGGUGCUGGGCAUACUGGAGAACCUCAGCGGCUUCGUCUGCCCCUCCUGCACCGAGUGCACCAACAUCUUCUCCAGCGGCGGGGGCCGGGCGCUGGCGACGCUGGCGGGCGUCCCGUUCCUGGGGAGCCUGCCCGUGGACUCCAGGCUGGGGCGGUGCGGCGAGACGGGGCGCAGCUGCCUGGCGGAGUUCCCCGAGUCCCCGGCCGCGGGGCUGUUCCGCGCCCUCGUGGCGCGCCUGGCCGCGCCGUGCUAGCCCCCUCCCCGGCUCCGCGGUCACGUCACUCCGCGUCCGUGCUUCACGUCCGGGUUCCGCCGACUCUCGAUCCAUGCCAUGUUAGUUUUACCAUUUGGAUAACUUGGAUUUCAUCGAAUAUUUUUCUUAUAGAAUUGUUUAUUAAAUACGUCGGAUGUUGGGACGUAAUCAGCCGAUCGGAAUCGUGCCUAGCGAAAACUGGAAUGGCCGCCCGUUUCCGUCACACCGAAUCUUUAAAACGGUGAAGAACACGUGAACGAUUAAAGAGGUUAUAAAAGGUAAAAAUAACCAAAAUAUUACUAAAACAAAUGUUGUGUGCAAAAUAAUUUUAUAUGUAAAAACCAAACGAUGAUUCUGUAUCUUUUAAGAAUCACAGAACAUUGUUUUUUUAUAAUAUGACGAUAAUCAGUUAAAUUUAUAAGAUAUUUAAAAGUUAAUAAUUCACAAAAAUCAUUACAAUUUCAUAAUUAUUAUCCGGAACUGUGAUGCAUUAUUCUAAAUUCAAAAUUAAAUUAAAAGCUAGAAUUUUGAGAUCUGACGAUGACAGGCAAGAUUUUACGGUUUCGUGUACAAAGUAACGCAGUAGAAAUCCGCUGAUCUGGACUAGAUGAGACUGGAUCUUGCCUGCAUCUCUGAAAGUUCGGACCAAAUGGAAUUCGCCUUGAAAUGCACGUAAUACAAUGUUAUAUGAUGGGUGAAACUGUUAAAAAUAAAAACAUUUUAAACAUAA